AUAAACACCAGUCCGCAAUCCUAAGAAGCUAUAUACUUGAUAGAUUUCUUUUGUUGAUUUUAGCGGAAAUAUCAUACUAUAUUAAAAUUUGCAGAACUCCAAUUCCAGUGUGAAGUGGAACUGCAGUUAGGUUGCCCCAACGGUGAUGGCGUCGAAAGAUUCAACACCUCCGUAUCCCAGUGCUGCUAGAAUCGCCGAUUCUCAGUGUUUUCCGCAAUACACGGCUUCUCUCAAAUGUUUAGAAAAAUUUAAUUCUGAUAAGAGUAAAUGUCAAGAACAUUUUGAUGUUUACAAGGAGUGCAAGAAAAAAGAGAGGGAAGCACGACUGGAACGAAAUAAAAAUCGGUCCCUCUUCUCAUGAAACCCUGGCCGGGAUUUUACUGAUUGUAACAUAGAAAACAAAAUCAAGACUUCACCAGGAUCACUGGUUCACCUAUUACAGCACUGGGAUUAUGAAACCUUCUGAAGCUGCUACGAGAUGAUGUUCCAAUAAAUGUGUACAAUGGUUUUCUACAAUAUGCCCUUUUUGUCUCAAUUCUUAGUUAGGUUCCUUUUUCUUUCUUUUGACUGCAGUUGUUUCACAGGGCCACUAUUGUUAAAUUAUAGUAAGAAAAUUUAAGUUAAUUAGUGAGCACCAAUGUUAUUAAUGACAACAAGGGAAUAAUGGACUAUGGCAAGUAACAUAUGUGAUCUAUGGAAUUGUGGAUAUUCUUGAGUCUA
Vigna unguiculata (cowpea) is the source of this 720-nucleotide messenger RNA. Its product is annotated as Cox19 family protein (CHCH motif). NCBI's taxonomy places the organism in Eukaryota, Viridiplantae, Streptophyta, Magnoliopsida, Fabales, Fabaceae. The record is from RefSeq and is a predicted model, not a curated record.